Molecule: messenger RNA, 807 nt
Organism: Lacerta agilis (Sand lizard)
Lineage: Eukaryota; Metazoa; Chordata; Lepidosauria; Squamata; Lacertidae
Product: potassium channel subfamily K member 16-like
Exons: 5
Coding region: 1-807 (268 amino acids)
Biological process (GO): potassium ion transmembrane transport; stabilization of membrane potential
Cellular component (GO): membrane
Molecular function (GO): potassium ion leak channel activity
Source: RefSeq, a predicted model, not a curated record
AUGCAUAUCAGCAGGGCACAGGGCUCCCUACUGCUGGCUGGCUUCCUGACUUACGUGGUGAUGGGUGCACUCGUCUUUGAGAUUCUGGAGAAGGAUCACCACAAAAAAGUAAUAGAUACAGUGUUUCAACUGAAACAGGAUUUUUUUUUGAACUACACCUCUCUCAGCCCAGAAGACGUGGAGUCAUUCAUACAGAAAGUGAUAGCAUCUGUUCGGAAGGGAAUAAUUCCAAUAGGAUACGAAGCUCCUGAAAAAAACAGUGACUGGGAUUUCAGUAAUUCUUUCUUCUUCGUGGGAACUAUGUUAUCCACAAUAGGCUAUGGAAACGUCUGUCCCCAAACAAAAGAAGGUCAGAUCUUUUGUAUUAUUUUUGCUCUCUUUGGAAUCCCCUUCAACCUCAUCUGCUUGAACUAUAUUGGCUUUUUAGUCUCAAGACUCUUCGAAAGGUGUGCAAGGAAAAUUUGGGGGAGAGGAAAGAAGAAAACAAAAAGAUAUAUUUUCCUGUUUGUGGCUGUGGGAAUUGUAAUGUUUCUCAUUUUGCCAUCAUUCCUCUUUCAAUGGAUGGAGGGCUGGACUUAUCAUGAAGCUGUCUAUUUUACAUUUAUUACACUCAGCACCAUUGGUUUUGGAGACUAUCUAAUAGGGAGGAAGUAUGACAGGACUUAUUUUCCGGGCUACCAGCUGCUCUCAGCCGUUUGGAUCAUCAUUGGUCUGGCCUGGAUAGCUGUGCUGUUUGAAAUUGUAUCAUCAUUACUGGCACCUGCGGAUCCAAAAGCAAGCUCACAAAGGAGUAAACAGCAAAGAUAA